Gavia stellata (red-throated loon) is the source of this 1368-nucleotide messenger RNA. RefSeq names its product gamma-aminobutyric acid type A receptor subunit alpha2 (gene GABRA2). Gene Ontology annotation, biological process: chloride transport; regulation of postsynaptic membrane potential; signal transduction. Gene Ontology annotation, molecular function: benzodiazepine receptor activity; GABA-gated chloride ion channel activity; GABA-A receptor activity. The coding region runs from base 1 to 1368 and encodes 455 amino acids. Lineage: Eukaryota; Metazoa; Chordata; Aves; Gaviiformes; Gaviidae. Gene Ontology annotation, cellular component: GABA-A receptor complex; synapse; postsynapse. The transcript has 9 exons. The record is from RefSeq and is a predicted model, not a curated record.
AUGAAGAGGAAGCUGGCACCCUCCGAGAUGCAGUUGGUUCUUCUCAUUUUAUUGGUGUGGCUACCAACAAGAUCAGUGCUGGCUGACUCCCUGGAAGACGAAGCUAAGAAUAACAUCACCAUCUUUACAAGAAUUCUAGACAGACUUCUGGAUGGUUAUGAUAAUCGUCUCAGACCUGGAUUAGGAGAUAGUAUUACUGAAGUCUUCACUAACAUCUAUGUGACCAGUUUUGGACCUGUUUCAGAUACUGAUAUGGAAUACACAAUAGAUGUUUUCUUCCGUCAGAGAUGGAAGGAUGAGAGAUUAAAGUUCAAGGGCCCAAUGAACAUUCUUCGAUUGAACAACUUAAUGGCCAGCAAAAUCUGGACCCCAGAUACAUUUUUUCACAAUGGGAAGAAGUCAGUGGCUCAUAACAUGACAAUGCCAAACAAGCUUCUACGAAUCCAAGAUGAUGGGACUCUCUUGUACACCAUGAGGCUUACAGUCCAAGCUGAAUGUCCAAUGCACUUGGAGGAUUUCCCUAUGGAUGCUCACUCAUGCCCACUGAAAUUUGGCAGCUAUGCGUACACAACUUCAGAAGUGACAUAUAUUUGGACUUACAAUGCUUCAGAUUCAGUGCAGGUGGCACCAGAUGGCUCAAGAUUGAAUCAGUAUGAUCUUUUAGGCCAAACAAUUGGAAAAGAGACAGUUAAAUCAAGUACAGGUGAAUAUACAGUAAUGACGGCUCAUUUUCACUUGAAGAGAAAAAUUGGUUAUUUUGUCAUUCAGACUUACCUCCCCUGUAUCAUGACUGUCAUUCUCUCUCAAGUGUCAUUCUGGCUGAACAGAGAAUCUGUACCUGCCAGGACAGUCUUUGGAGUAACAACUGUGUUGACAAUGACAACACUGAGCAUCAGUGCUCGAAAUUCACUCCCCAAAGUAGCAUAUGCAACAGCUAUGGAUUGGUUUAUUGCUGUUUGUUAUGCAUUUGUAUUCUCUGCAUUAAUUGAAUUUGCAACUGUAAAUUAUUUCACAAAACGAGGAUGGGCCUGGGAUGGAAAAAGUGUAGUGAAUGAUAAGAAAAAAGAAAAAGCGUCUGUCAUUAAGAAAAAUAAUGCCUAUGCAGUGGCUGUUGCCAACUAUGCUCCAAAUAUUACCAAGGACUCAGUGCUACCAACCAUCUCCAAGAGUGCUACAACUGCAGAACCCAACAAGGCAAAACCAGAAGCGAAGCCACAGGAAGCAAAGAAGACAUUCAACAGUGUUAGCAAAAUUGACAGAAUGUCUAGAAUAGUGUUUCCAGUCUUAUUUGGUACUUUUAAUUUAGUGUAUUGGGCUACAUAUUUAAACAGGGAGCCUGUCUUACUUGGCUUUGCACCAUCAACUUAA